AUGCUAGGUCGCCUGUGCGCCAAGGCGGUGAAGGAUGCCAUUCAGGAAGAGGAGGAGCGACAAGCAGCUGAGGUGCAGCAGGAUGUCAAUGCCGCGCAAGCCGAAGUAGAUGCGGAGGUUUCCGUCAAGAUGAAGGCCAUCGAGGAGAAGCUCUUGCUGGACAAGGCCUCUCGCAUGAAAGAGGCGGAGGAGCGGUUGGACAAGGUGAUCGCCGGCAGGCUGAAGGAUGCCAAGGCAAAGCUGGAGAAGGAGGCCGAGGCCAAGGUAAAGGAGGGCCGGCAGCAGGUGGAGGCUGAUGCCAAGAAGGCCGUCAGCGAGGGGAAAGCAAAGGCCGUGGCGGAGCACGCGGAGAAGGUCGAGGCCGCUGAGAAGCGGCUCCGAAGCGCCAAGGAUCGGCUCGCCAGCCUCAAGGGAAAGCCGGAGAAAGGAAGCUCAGAAGAGCAGAGCGAGGAUGAUGGCGAGUCUGAGAGCGAAUCAGACUCUUAA
Molecule: messenger RNA, 486 nt
Organism: Effrenium voratum
Lineage: Eukaryota; Dinophyceae; Suessiales; Symbiodiniaceae
Source: the annotation of a GenBank genome assembly